AGAGCGGCAGAAAGGAGGGGGGUCGAGGAGGCCCAGUCUUAUAAAGGAGACUGGAUCCGAGCUACCCGCCAGACCCCGGUGCCCGGAUCCACCGUGCUGCCCGCCGCCCCACGUGUGCGCGCUGCGUCCGUCCCAGCUCCACCGCUGAGCCCGCUCGCCAUGGCCCUGUUUGGGACCCUCUUCCUGGCGCUGCUGGCCGGUACCCACGCCGAGCUGCCGGGCUGCAAGAUCCGCAUCACGUCCAAGGCGCUGGAGCUGGUGAAGCAGGAGGGGCUGCGCUUUCUGGAGCAAGAGCUGGAGACCAUCACCAUUCCAGACCUGAGCGGCGGAGAGGGCCAAUUCCACUACAACAUCUCCGAGGUGAAAGUCACUGAACUGCAGCUGACUUCCUCUGAGCUCCAUUUCCAGCCAGAACAAGAGCUGAUGCUACAAAUUUCCAACGCCUCUUUGGGGCUGCGCUUCCGGAGACAGCUUCUCUACUGGUUCUUCUAUGACGGGGGUUACAUCAAUGCCUCGGCCGAGGGUGUGUCCAUCCGCACAGGUCUACAGCUGUCGCAGGAUCCCACUGGCCGGAUGAAAGUGUCCAAUGUCUCCUGUGAGGCUUCUGUCUCCAGAAUGCAUGCAGCCUUUGGGGGAACCUUCAGGAAGGUGUAUGAAUUCCUCUCCACAUUCAUCACCUCUGGGAUGCGCUUUCUCCUCAAUCAGCAGAUCUGCCCAGUAAUCCACCACUCCGGCAUGGUGCUUCUCAACUCCCUCCUGGACACAGUGCCUGUGCGCACUUCUGUGGACGAGCUUGUCGGUAUUGACUACUCCCUCCUGAAGGAUCCUGUGGUCUCCUCCAACAAUCUUGAUAUGGAAUUCCGGGGUUCAUUCUUCCCCCUGGCGGAAGGGAACUUGAAUCUCCUCAACCGGGCUGUGGAGCCCCAGCUGCAGGAGGAGGAACGGAUGGUGUAUGUCGCCUUCUCUGAGUUCUUCUUCGACUCCGCCAUGGAAAGCUACUUCCGGGCAGGGGCGCUGCAGCUGUCACUCGUUGGGGACAAGGUGCCGAAUGACCUGGACAUGCUGCUGAGGGCGUCCUACUUCGGGAGCAUUGUCCUCCUGAGCCCUGCAGUGAUUGAUUCUCCCUUGAAGCUGGAGCUGCAGGCCACGGCCCCCCCGCGCUGCACCAUCAAGCCCUCGGGAACCACCAUUGCUGUCACUGCCAGUGUCACCAUCUCCCUGGUCCCACCUAACCGGCCUGAGGUUCAGCUGUCUAGCAUGAUCAUGGAAGCCCGUCUCAAUGCCAAGAUGACAUUCCGGGGCAAGGCACUGCGCACUAAACUGGACCUGCGCAGGUUCCAAAUCUACUCGAACCAGUCUGCGCUGGAGUCACUGGCACUAAUCCCUCUGCAGACCCCACUGAAGACCCUGCUACAGAUCGGGGUGAUGCCUAUGCUCAAUGAGAGGACCUGGCGCGGAGUGCAGAUCCCCCUACCUGAGGGCAUCAACUUUGUGCGCGAAGUGGUGACAAACCAUGCAGGCUUCCUCACCAUCGGGGCUGACCUCCACUUUGCCAAAGGGCUCCGAGAAGUAAUUGACAAGAACCGGCCUGCCAACCCCAUGGACCCUGGGACCUCCAGCGCCCCUCCACCCUCUGCAGCAGCUGCCUGAGCCCUCCAGCCCCAGCCCGGGAGCUGGCGCUCAGGACUUCACUCCUCCUCAGCAGCCCUUCCCUCUCCCCUCCACAACCUGUAGUGUUUCCCAGUGCCACAGAGAAGCUGGCAGUCUGAAGCUGUACCCAAUUUAAUGCCACAAUCAGUCAACCCAUCAAUUACAAUCCGUCCACACCUCUC
Jaculus jaculus (lesser Egyptian jerboa) is the source of this 1832-nucleotide messenger RNA. RefSeq names its product phospholipid transfer protein (gene Pltp). Lineage: Eukaryota; Metazoa; Chordata; Mammalia; Rodentia; Dipodidae. The coding region runs from base 160 to 1650 and encodes 496 amino acids. Gene Ontology annotation, biological process: phospholipid transport; high-density lipoprotein particle remodeling; ceramide transport. Gene Ontology annotation, molecular function: phosphatidylcholine intramembrane carrier activity; phosphatidylcholine binding; diacylglycerol binding. The transcript has 16 exons. The record is from RefSeq and is a predicted model, not a curated record.